CUUGAUAAAUCAGCUGAAAGUAGUGCUCAGAUAGUAAACAUAAAUCAUAAAAACUGGAUGAAAAAUUUCGAUCCAAAAACAGUUGAAGAUUUAGCUGUCAAUAAUAAAAAAAUACAAGAGGUAGAGGAGUGGGUGAAGACAGUGUGCAGAAUAAACAGUAGUGAUAUGUUGCUGGUGACUGGCCCUGUGGGUUGCGGAAAGACUGCCACCUUGAGAAUGCUCGCUGAUAAAUAUCAUAUUAAGGUUACUGAAUGGAUCACACCUAUUGAUAUUGAAAUACCUACUGAGUAUGGUGACUAUGAGUUUAAAGAAAAGCAAUCUACUAAGUUUUUAGACUUUAUUUUGAAUGCGGCAAACUUCACUUCUCUGUUGGACAACAAUAGCAGUAAAAUAGUGUUAGUUGAAGACUUUCCCAACACGUUUUUAAGAACACCUUCAGAAUUCAAUGAUGUGUUGCAUCAAUACAAGCAAAGAGCUAAGUCACCCAUUGUGUUCAUAUGUUCAGAGUCCUACACAGACAGCAAAAGUACUGUCUCCAAUCUAUUUACUCCGACUUUGAAACAGCAGUUCCAAAUACAUCAUAUUAGCUUCAACAGUGUUUCAGUAACAGGCCUUAGGGUAGCCUUAAAGCGAGCAGCGGAGAUAAUAAGCAAGAAACAUACAUCUAUGUACAACAUCCCUACUGCAGACAUGAUAGAAUGUGUUGUUAAUUCUUCUGGAGGAGAUGUGAGAUCGGCUGUGUUGAAUCUACAUUUUGCGUGUUUAAAAGGGUCAACUCAAUACUUGGAAACCAGCAUAGUGGUGGAAAAAGAGACUAAGAGCAAAAUAACGAGAGGCACAAAGAAAAAGAAACCUUCAAGCAAAUUUUUAGCAAUAGGCAAAGAUGAUACUGUGAGCAUUCUACAUGGAGUCGGCAGAGUGUUAAAUCCUAAAGGUUAUUUGACUAUUACAUAUUUUGUAUAA
Molecule: messenger RNA, 963 nt
Organism: Hyposmocoma kahamanoa
Lineage: Eukaryota; Metazoa; Arthropoda; Insecta; Lepidoptera; Cosmopterigidae
Gene: Rad17
Product: cell cycle checkpoint protein RAD17
Exons: 5
Biological process (GO): DNA damage checkpoint signaling; mitotic DNA replication checkpoint signaling; DNA repair
Molecular function (GO): chromatin binding
Source: RefSeq, a predicted model, not a curated record